This is a messenger RNA of Cladophialophora psammophila CBS 110553, 6717 nucleotides long. RefSeq lists its product as uncharacterized. NCBI's taxonomy places the organism in Eukaryota, Fungi, Ascomycota, Eurotiomycetes, Chaetothyriales, Herpotrichiellaceae. Bases 1 to 6717 code for a protein of 2238 amino acids. The transcript has a single exon. Gene Ontology annotation, cellular component: cytoskeleton. The record is from RefSeq and is a predicted model, not a curated record.
AUGAACCUCGACAAGCUCAGCCAUUUCGAGACUUCUCCUUCUGGCAGUCACCGCAUCGGCCUCUACCCUUUCCGAGACUCUGAGCCCUCACUGCAUCCACUGAAAGCACAUGGUCUUUCGUCCACUCCUUCAGAACACGAUUGGGUCUCUCCUUUUACCCUCCCCCCGUUACCGACCCUACGGCGCGACCGCGAUCCGUUAGAGUACCGCCAAUCGCCAGACAAUCUUCGGCAUCGAGACGGGAGUGGUGCCUACUACGCCGCUGCUUGGGGUUCACCGUAUGCUACUCCAAGUCCGCGAAGAACGCCUCAGCCUUUCGACUCCGCAAAUCAGCGCCUGAAUAUUGAAGCAAUAGCCCCUUUCGCGAGCUCAAUUGGCCGAUCCACCAUCACCUCCGCCCCUGGUAACGACGUCGACAGCCUCGAGUCGCACAUUCGAAACCGUCUGUACAGGAGAACUCGUCUAGGUUCGAGAAAAGAGCUACGAAAUCCUCGAUCCGAAAGACCCAAUUGGCUGAGUGACUCUGAAGACAGCGGAUCCGAGACAGGUGCGGAAGAGGGGGACAACACGCCCACCCGCAUUGCAUACCUCGACAGCUGGGGAGCGUCUCCUGUUGAGACCGUGAAGAACCGAUCCCCCGUAAGACACAGAAGCAGCGAAAGCCUUGCUACCAUUACCCCAGAUACGUUCCAUGAUUCCGGGAGGCUGUCAAUAGCGCCAGAACGCGUUCGCAUGCGGCUUUCGCCGUCUGGGCAGCAUAAUAUGGCUGAGCACGAUUCCGAGAACGCCCAGGCAGCGGAAAAGCCGCUCCCAGUUUUACCUCGCCAAACAUCCCAACUGGAGGAUGACGAGAAGGCUCCCGAGAGCCCAACCUUAGCGGUUCGCCCACGGCCCAUGUCGAUGCAAUCAUAUCAACGCCCUAAGAAAAAAGUCAUCUGGAAAGGCAAGGCCUGUAUUAUAGCCUUGCCUCUCACAGAUCGGGAGGCCGUCGGGCUACCUCCUCUGCUCACGCCGCAACAGGUCAAAGAACGAAUAGAUGGAUGGAUUGCGGCCGGGUAUUCGGUGGAUGGCUUUGGGCUGACUGAUAUGAAUGCUGGGGCUUCGGGAGAGAGCAGUGGCCAGAGCCGUCCCGUGUACCCUGACAAUUCAGAGAUGCACGCAGAGCGCAAGUUACGGGAGUUUCAAGUCCAUAUACCCAAUCAGGCAGAAUGGGAAUCAUGGGUCAACUACCUUAAGGAGGAAAAACUUCGCGCAUUGGGGGUCAGUCCAAGUAACUCUGAAGCUGCGCCAUCGACGCGAUCGCCCUUCUCUCCCGCGUUGAGCCGCAUCUCAUCCGGCUAUCCAGCACUUGCGACGUCGCCUCCCGUUGCCCCUUCUUCAUCAGCAAGCAACCCCCUCAGAGCUGCAAGUAAUCCUUUCUCGCCAUCGAUAAUGUCGUCUGCUGGGAUCAGUCCUCAGCCUGGAUCUCUCGCGACCUCGCAGUUUAACGGACCGCCGAAGAACUUGCACGGAUACAAGCCCUCGAUUGCACAAUCGAAUUUUCACGGACGAAUCCCAUCCCCACUGGAAGCCACCCUAUCUCAUUCAAACUCUUUCGGCAACGGCGCACGACCAAAUAUUCAACGCCUCUCCUCCCGACAAAACAGCUUCUCCCCAAAUCAUCCGUUGCUUCUUCCAAAUAUGGGAGAAGUUUUGUCCCAACAACAGGCCAUGCAUAUGCGCAAGGCAACUGCAAACUUUGCCAGCGAACAAGGGCGUCCGAAUCAGAUGCAACAGAGAGGAUAUUUACCCUUUCCGCAGAAUGCCAAUCAACCUACACCGAGCCCUACUUUGCCACAGCGAAUGGAGAGUCUGGUGCACACACCCCACUAUAGCGAUUCCUCUCGGACUCCCAUUGAAAUCGCACAUCCUACUCCAAAGAGCCACCGGCAUAACCUUAGCAUAGCCCUACAAAGAGAGAUCGAUGAAGCUGAAGCAGCUUUGCACGAAAAAGGUGACGGCCUGCAUCCUGAAGGCGCGGACCAUAUCGACUUGUCUUCAAGAAAGGACUCGGCUCUAGACGAAUCUGUGAACGAAGAGCCUCCAAUCCUGAGACGGCCUGAGACGAUAAUAACAGCAGAUGAGAAAUCAGAGAUUGAGACAAAUCCAAGCAUAGCCGCCACACCCAUGUUGAUGGACGACAAGAACCCAUUUGUGAAUUGGCAAGCACUGAGCGAUGCGGCGAAAGCAGAACCUAAGCCCGCUUCUGAGGCUGCUCCGCCAGCUUCCAAAUUUAACGUGGAGGCCAAAGAAUUCGAUCCGCGAGCGGGCUUCUCGAGCUCCAAUUUCUCAUUUGCUGGACCCAGUUCCAUACCGUUCGGCCUGCCGCCACCGAAGCCACCGCCACCGAAGCCAGCGCCACCUGUCGAGAGGGCUGCAGCGAGGAACCGAUUUUCCUUAUCGCAUCUUAACGCCGACGCCCCUGCCUUCACUCCAUCAUUCAUGGCGCAACCGGCACCGAAGGUCACCCCGUUCACAUUCAGCUCUGCAACAUUCAACCUAGAAGCCCCAGUGUUUAACCCUUCUCAGUCACCUGGUGCCAAUUUGAAAGAUAGUGUGGCCUCCGCUAGUGAAGGACCACCUGACAAUGCGAGCAGUAUAUUUGGCAAUGUUGUCAUAGACCCGGGCUCCAAGGCCGUAAGAAGAGCCAGCAAGGGAGUACCAAUUGUCGGUCCGAAGUCGAAGGACGUUCAAGAGGAGGAUACGAAUUUGAUAGAUGAUAAAGGUCGACCAAUGGGUCCUAUAGACCGACAAAAAAGAGCACGAAGGAAUGACGGUGACGGCGAUCGAAGCUCCGUCUUUGCAGAUUCGACACCGUUCCAUCACAGAAGGAUUCUAUCGGAGAUAGUGGAUGAUGUCGAUGCGAAUGGGCCUACUCCAGAAGGUCCGAAGAAACAUUUCGACGGCUGGGCUUAUAUACCUGCAGACGAGACGCAGCUGACCGACAACGCGGAGGUAAUCAACGCCCAAGAAGGGAACGAUGAUGCUGGCGGACCAGAUUCGGCCUUUACUUUCUCGAAUCAGAGCGACGCCGCUAUGCUCAGCGAAGCUCGACCGCCUCUUGAGGGCGAUCAGUUGAAGUCUGAGCAGACGAUCGAGCCAGAGUCUUCAGACAACCUUAAGAAGGAGGUAGAAACUUCAGUGAAACCAACAGCUCUGCCAGGCGAGCCCAGUCGAAAGCAGAAGUCUUCUCUUUCGGCGCUAGCUAAGCCUUUCGAGUUCAACCCAAGACUCUCGAGGUCGUUGGCCUCCUCAUCAUUCGCUGUGCCGCAGAAAUCUCAAGGGCUGGAAGAUUCCAAAUAUGCAGACACAUCAAGUCCGCCGUCUGAGCUUAAGGCUGCUCUUUCUUCACCACCCACAGAUCUACCACAUUACGUAGAAAAGGACCACGAAUCAGUCAACGACUUGGAUGAUACUGUCGAAGUCUUCGAAGAGAAGAGCACCGAGGACGAGGCUGUCGAGGUCAUGGAAGAGAAAUCUGCCGGCAACGAAUCUGAGCCGCCUCGACAGCGAAAAUAUUUCCUGGAACCAACGAAGGAGUUUGAUACAGAGCCUGACGCAGAACCAGAUCGGUUUGACCUGCCGGGAACCUCAUUGCGACGCCAAGAUCAACCUGUGCCAUCCUUUGAAGAAAUCGAUGCUGUCAUGAAACACCUUGAAGUCCAUCCGGAGCUUGGUGUGGAGCGCAAUGACACACCCGUUCAGUCUACGCCGCUUGUUGACAUGCGCAUGGGAGGCCACUUCCGAAGCGACGCUCCAAGCCCCAGCCCUGCCAGACCCCAUGACGCCAAAGCUGCUCAGAGCGACACCUCAUAUCCACCAUCGUACGGAUUGGGCAUUGGCGUGCACAACCUGAAUUCGGGCAGAGACGAUGUCAGCGACUGGGGUGACGCGUUAUCCGCCCCAGAGGCGGCCAAACUUCAGCUUCGUUCGCAAUUCUUUGACGGUCACGUCAAUGAUUUGGUGGAUGGGCUGCUUGAGAACCGUCUUGGACCUCUUGAGCGCACAUUGCAGACCAUUCAACACUCCCUCGCAUUGAUGGCAACGCAGCAGAACCUAAAGAAUGAUCGCCGGAGUAUGUCAGCCGGCCAAAAGGAUUCGGACGCUGAUGAUGAGGAUGAGUACGAUGCCUUUGAAGGUUUCUCAUCUUACAGAACCCGAUCGCCGAAGGCUAAAAGAGGUGAGCGGAAACAAGACCUGAUCCGAGCAGCUGUUGCCGAAGCACUAGUUGCACAUCAACCACCUCUCCCGCCACAGCCUUCGAUCGAUUUGACCGAGUUCAACGCCGUCCUGCAGGAGAUGAGAGAAUUGGCUCAGCAACACGGCUCUCAGAACACUCAAAACGAACUGAAGACAAUCAUGGAAGAUGUCAUUUCUCAUCAUCCCAGACUCCGAGGUUCAAGGGUGCAGCAGGAACAUGAAAACGUUGAGAUGAAAUACAAACCCCAGAUUGAUGGCCUUGAGACGAUGCUGAAGAUCUCUCAGGAGCACGCUGCCGAGGAAGCUCGCCUCAGACGGACGGCGGAAGAGGAAAUAAAUGAGCUGAAAUUACGACUACACAUUGCCGAGGAGGAGGCCGCACAAUUCCGAGAAUCUUCUGAAGAAGCUCAGCACACAUUGGAGGCCUUCGUCGAGGAAAAGGACUCGUAUAAACAUCUUGAGCGUGAGCUGGAAGGCAUGACUCUCAAGAAUACAGCCCUCGAGCAUACGCUUGAAGAAUAUCGUGUCUCAAGUGAUCAGUGGCGAGAAGACAUCCGCACUGAACGUGCCAGUAAUAAAGAGCUUAAGCGCACCUUGCAAGAACUUCAUCAACAACUCGUAGACCAGACACAGUCUCGACAAAAUCUUCGAACCAAAGUUGAGCGUCUGCAGUCUCAAAUCACGCAGGUUGUGCAAGACCUGCACGCUGAACAGGAAGAUUGGCGAAACAAAGAACACGGUCUGCAGAGUAAACUUGCCGUCCUUCAAGAUGCGCUUGAGCAAGAGCGACGGCACCGUGAGAAGGCAGAACUGGAAUUGGACACCCUGGACAAGGAACACAAGGCUAAUCUCCACUUCAAGACUGUUCUGGACCAGGCUCAAUCGGAUGUUUCACGACUUAACGAGCUGGUUGCGACACUUCAGGAAGAGAACAGGGCUCUGGAUAACAAAGCUUUCAACCUCGGUCGAGAAUUGGAUUAUGUUAAGAACAGCAAGGAUGCAGAGCUUGCGACAUCCACGGCCAGGUUGCAGGCCGAAUUGGAAAGUGCCUUGACUAAACUUGAAAGCAUACAGGCUGACUCCAAUGCUCAAAUUUCACGACUACAAGGCCGUCUAGAUCAUGCAGAAUUAGAUCUCGAAGAACAAAAGGCAAGGCAUGACGCACUCCUUGCCGAAACUAUUGAAGCACACAAAGAGGCUCUUCGAGAAGCUUCUGAAAAGAAAGAAACUGCACUGGAGGACCAACAUCAAGUUCAUGAGAAAAAGCUUAACGAACUACGCGAUCGCCACACAAGGGAACUGCACAAUUCGUUCGACACCCGAACGAGACUGGAGCAUCAGUUCAAGGAGCGGCUCGGCUUGAGCGAGGACAAAGUGAAACACCUUGAAAGUAAGGUUGUGGAUCUAGAAGAGAGGUUGGAGAUCACGAAAUCUGCUGCGAGAGCUGCCGUGGAAGCUGCGACUGCCAAAGGGGCAAACCUGCCCACUCCAGCCCCUUCAGUUGUGGCAUCGCCACCACAACGUGCGGCAACCGCUUCUAUGUCGUUCGUCAAGGGAUCGGAUGUGCCCGAGAGGAUCUCCCCGCAAGCCCUUCGGGAGUCAAUCAUGGUACUGCAAGAUCAACUACAGAAUCGGGAGCAGAAGAUAGAACAACUGGAGUCUGAGCUUGCCGCUGCGGAUAAGGAUGCUCCCAACAAGCUCAAGGAGCGCGACACCGAAAUCAGUUGGCUUCGUGAACUGUUGAGUGUAAGGAUCGAUGACCUCGAGGACAUUAUCAAUACUGUUUCAAAAGCCGACUUCGAUCGAGACACUGUUAGAGACGCUGCGAUUAGGCUCAAGGCGAACCUGCAAAUGGAACAGCAACUGAAAGAGCGGGGUUCAGCAGGCGGGUUGACCAGUUCCUUCCCGUCAAUUUCGAGCCUGUCAAGCUAUGCUCAAUCACCCCGUGCGCUUCCAAUGGCGGCGGCUGCUGCUUGGGGCAAUUGGCGAAGAGCUCGUGAGAGCUCAAUUGGCGCCAUAUCCGAGCUGGCCACAAAUCUAGGAAGUCAGACACCCUCAAAAUCUACCAUCGGUAGUCCCGCAAGCUUCUUGUCCGGAAUCAUUACACCGCCAGGUACCGGUCAAAAGACGCCAGGCUCGAGUGAAACAGCGAUCCCACCACCGCCAAGCAUGAGAAACGCAGCCGCAGUCCAGGUGCAAGCUCGCAAAUCCGGCGGACCGGAAGCUCGGCCAUUGAGGGCAUACAGUUCGCAGCCCCGGACACUGUCAAAUAGGCAGGCAGAUAAACGCCCUGAGAGUUUACAGUUAGGGUCCAACUCUUCACCAGCUUCACAGCUGAAGAUUGAUCCACCACAGACUCCAGUUCAAGCCAAGGAUGACGCGAACCUAGAUCUUAUGGAAGAUGUGGAUGACGAUGCCUCACCGCUAGAAGGCAAGACUACCCAGCAUCUCGAAGAGGCAGAGCCGCUCGCUGAAUGA